Messenger RNA from Peronospora matthiolae, 558 nucleotides. The record is from the annotation of a GenBank genome assembly. NCBI's taxonomy places the organism in Eukaryota, Oomycota, Peronosporomycetes, Peronosporales, Peronosporaceae.
AUGGAUCACUUGUCGGCGACGACGAGUGAUCGUUAUCGAACACGAUUGUUCGAUUCGUCAAGGAUUCAUCACCUUGACCCCAGCGCGAAAAACUAUCGCGCUGAGAAUGAAUUCUUCAUCGAUGCUUUCUUUAGACAUCGAUGGUACAGUGGGAAUCACAAACGUGAUGGUCCCUCACUACUUCAAGCGUGGAACGUUUACAUCCAUAACCUCGAGCAUGUGGAUCGGUGUGUUCCCGAGAGCUUCUUUGAUCGCGUAACGCAAGGGUUACGCGGCGAUCUCGAACAUGAGCGGGACAGGCGUCUUCAACUGGCGGACGCUGUCUUGAAGCAUCGAGCUGAGUUUGCCUUUGCUCAGCUUGAGAACGAGAGAGCUCUGACAUCUCUUCGUGACGAUCUAAGGGUAGCUCGUGGGAUUGCUGAUCGGUCUCGGGAUGAGAUAGCUGCUCUUCAGACCCUUGUUGAUGCCCACCAUCGGGAGCACAAGGCUCUCUGCGAGAUGCUUGAGCGCAAGGGCGUUCUUCAUCGGAAGAAGCAGCGUACUGAUGGUACGGCUUAA